Botrytis porri is the source of this 2292-nucleotide messenger RNA. RefSeq lists its product as uncharacterized. Gene Ontology annotation, cellular component: cytoplasm. The record is from RefSeq and is a predicted model, not a curated record. Gene Ontology annotation, molecular function: poly(A)-specific ribonuclease activity; RNA binding. Gene Ontology annotation, biological process: nuclear-transcribed mRNA poly(A) tail shortening. Bases 481 to 2292 code for a protein of 603 amino acids. NCBI's taxonomy places the organism in Eukaryota, Fungi, Ascomycota, Leotiomycetes, Helotiales, Sclerotiniaceae. The transcript is spliced from 6 exons.
CCUCUAUAUAUCAGUCCCAUAACUCUAUACUGAUAAAGUAUCACCACAAACCAAAUAGACAACCAUAAAUGCAAGUCAGACAUCAGACCACAGAAUACUAAAGAAUCUGUCUGUAUUCAAAGUAAAACAUACAAUACAAACAAGAUCAAUCUUUCUCCAAUCCUUCUUCCAUUAUCUUGUCGCCUUCUUUCCCCUUUAGCUCACCUCCCACACCUCUCCCUCUCCUUUCAACACCAAGGUGUUUACCAAGUAAGAUCUUUUUCACAUCACACUUGGAACUUCAUUUGCGCACUCAUACUCGUGAUGGACAUUCCUCAACAGAACGAUUAAUCAGAUUCACCUUCUCAAUUUUGACCUUCUCCGCUUUUAUGUGGUAGUAAGUAGUAGCUUCCCAAUAUACCUACUCUCCUCGAGCAACAACCAACAGUAAUCGCCUCCAACCAACAAACCUCAUUAUUUUGCCACAAAGCCACCAUCAAUAUGGAGGUUGAUAAAGAGAACUGGCAGCGGCUUCUGCUUCCAAUCUUAAAAGAUAUUGCCAAUGCUACUUUUGUUUCUUUCGAUUUGGAAAUGAGUGGUAUCACUACUCGUCCAAAGCAUACUUCCCAAGAACGAACUCAUGAUAUUGGAAAACCAAGUCUUCAACAACAAUACGAAGAAGUGAAGGAGGCUGCCGAAACUUUCCAAGUUCUUCAACUGGGUAUUACUUGUGUUGAAGAAGACCGUCGAAAGGAAUAUUAUCUUGCUAAACCUUACAAUAUCAACCUCAGUCCACUGUUGCUCUAUGAUAGAGUCUUUGAUCUCGACCGCAAGUUCUCCUUCUCUAGCUCUGCUACCAAUUUUCUUCAAUCAAAUGGCUUCGACAUUGGUGCAGUCUUCACCAUGGGCGUUCCCUAUUUAUCGGAGCAGGAAGAAGUCGAGGCUCGUGAACGUUAUGAUCAGAGGGUUGAGAGAAAUGCAGCAAUUCCUAGCAUUGUUUUUGACCCCAGUGAUGUUGGAACAUUGGAGUUUUAUCGAAGGGCUAGGUCGAGUAUUACUGAAUGGAUUGAGGCAAAAGAACCUAAGAUGACCUUUGUCAACGUGGAUAAUCCAAAGGGUCCUUUGAAUGGUUUCCAAAGAAGAUUAGUCCAUCAACUUGUACGCAGCGAAUUUCCACAGUGCAGAUGUUUUGCUCGUUUGGAUGGAUCUUUCAUGCAAGUUGAAAAGAUUGAUCAUGACAGAGAAGCAAGGUUCAAAAUCGAGCAAUUGAAGAAGUUCAACCAGCGAAUCGCCACUCAAUCUGGAGCAAGAUUUAUCUUCGAAGCACUUUGUGGUGGUGACUUAACAGGUAUUGACCCAAUGUGGUCAUAUACACAUGAUGAGAACGCCCAACCUAGCACUGUCGAUUCUUCACAUGCUACUCUUGAAGCAGAGCUUGUAAAAGUGACUAAGAAACUCAAAGAGAAACAACACGUUAUUGUUGGUCAUAACCUUUUCACCGAUCUCUGUUUCCUUUACAAGACAUUCAUUGGCGAUCUUCCGGCCGGAGUAGGAGACUUUCAAUCUCAGAUUCAUUCCUUGUUUCCUUUCGUUAUUGACACCAAGUAUCUUGCUACGUAUAAUAGCGAUGCUAUGAAACCUCGUGUUAACCUCAAAGAACUUUUGAUUCCGUUUCAAAAAAUCCAUAUGCCACUCAUACUUCUCCACGAAAAGCACAAUACCUAUGGCACCACUGAUGGAAAUGCUCACGAAGCAGGCUUUGAUAGUUGGAUGACAGCCGAACUAUUUGUCAAACUUUCUGCUCAGCUCUAUGCCGAACAACCAGAUUCUCAAUCCCCAUCUCAGGAUAAUCAGAAACACGAUUAUAGCCAUGACUAUAAUCCUUCGGAUUCUGACUCUGAAGACGAAGCAUCCGGAGGUGCUUCUCUCUUCUCUCCUAUCUCCAAUUCUGCUUUCUCAACAUCAAGUGGAAAUGCUGAUAGACAUCGCCCAAGUAAUUGGCACGCAAUGCAACUAAACAAUCCCUUCGCGGCGCUGGAACUCGAACAGACGGGUAAAAAUGGAGGAAAAAGUAAGAAAGACAAAAAGAAAGUACAAUUUGGUGAUGGAGGAAAGGGGGAAGGGGGAAUUCAACAAUGGAUUCCGAAUGCGGGACAUGCAUUCUGGGAGAAUUAUAAGAACAAAUUGAGGGUUAAUGCUAUUGAGGGAGAAGUUUGUGAUUUGAGUGGCGGCGGGAGAAGUGCGAAUGGGGUUAAUGGGGAAAGAGGAGAGAGGAUUAGGAAGCAGGGUAAGGGGAGGGGUGGUUUGGCUUGA